AUGACAAUACAACGACAAUACAACGACAAUACAACAACAAUACAACGACAAUACAACGACAAGACAACGACAAGACAACGGCAAUACAACGACAACAACAACGACAACGACAAUACAACGACAAUACAACGACAAUACAACGACAAUACAACGACAACGACAACGACAAUACAACGACAACGACAACGACAAUACGACGACAAUACAACGACAAUACAACGACAAUACAAUGACAAUACAACGACAAUACAACGACAACACAACGACAACACAACGACAACACAACGACAACACAACGACAACACGACAACAAUACAACGACAACACGACAACAAUACAACGACAAUACAACAACAGUACAACGACAAUACAACGACACUACAACGGCAAUACAACGACAAUAAAACGACAAUACAACAACAAUACAACGACAAUACAACAACAAUACAACGACAAUACAACAACAAUACAACGACAAUGCAACGACAAUGA
Paramuricea clavata is the source of this 492-nucleotide messenger RNA. Lineage: Eukaryota; Metazoa; Cnidaria; Anthozoa; Malacalcyonacea; Plexauridae. The record is from the annotation of a GenBank genome assembly.